This is a messenger RNA of Aureobasidium subglaciale EXF-2481, 527 nucleotides long. RefSeq lists its product as uncharacterized. The record is from RefSeq and is a predicted model, not a curated record. Bases 176 to 472 code for a protein of 98 amino acids. The transcript has 2 exons. Lineage: Eukaryota; Fungi; Ascomycota; Dothideomycetes; Dothideales; Saccotheciaceae.
CUUGUUCUUCGUGACCUCGUAUCCUGCCGAAGUCGCGUCGCUUUGAUACUUUGAAGAUAGACAUUUCUCAGCUCAACGAGAUGCAAAUGUGCAGAAGCUGGGCUCAAGAAUGCCCAUAUAGCGCGCAAGAUCUCUGCCGUGUAGACUAAAGCGACCACCUUCAGCCUAGACUCGAAUGUCCGGCUUGUCUAUUCUCUCCCGCCUCAAAUCCUUAUUAUGCACCCGCGGGUUCUGGCUUUUUUUUUUUGGUCGUAAGGUUCCUAUUGGAUGCGAGGAAGCGAAUCUUGCUUUUGUCCAAGCGGAGUCUUCUAGGGAUCACAGGAGUAUGGAGGGAGAGUUUUGCUAUACCCAGCACUUUGUUCACAUCGUUUGUUUCUUGUUUUGCUUUCACAAUCGAUCUGCUUUCUGCAUCGCGAACAACCUAUGCUCAUUGACGCAUCAUCAUGUUAAUGUGAGACAAGACACAAGAUAACAAUAGACUCACAAUGAAUAGGGUUGGGCUUAUAUAUUCGAGACCAUAAGGGACC